Molecule: messenger RNA, 3084 nt
Organism: Loxodonta africana (African savanna elephant)
Lineage: Eukaryota; Metazoa; Chordata; Mammalia; Proboscidea; Elephantidae
Product: olfactory receptor 10A3-like
Exons: 1
Coding region: 6-950 (314 amino acids)
Biological process (GO): G protein-coupled receptor signaling pathway
Cellular component (GO): membrane
Molecular function (GO): olfactory receptor activity; G protein-coupled receptor activity
Source: RefSeq, a predicted model, not a curated record
CUAAAAUGAAAAGGCAAAACCAAAGCUCUGUGGUUGAGUUCAUCCUCUUGGGAUUUUCUAACUUUCCUGAACUCCAAGAGCAGCUCUUUGGGAUCUUCUUGGUUAUUUAUCUGGUGACCCUGAUAGGAAAUGCCACCAUCAUCGUUGUCAUCUCCCUGGACCAGAGCCUUCAUGUUCCCAUGUACCUGUUCCUCCAGAACUUAUCUGUGGUGGAAGUGAGUUUCAGUGGAGUUAUUAUGCCUGAAAUGCUGGUGGUCCUCUCCACGGAGAAAGCGACUAUUCCUUUUGCUGGCUGUUUUGCGCAGAUGUAUUUCAUUCUUCUUUUUGGUGGGACAGAAUGUUUUCUCCUGGGGGCAAUGGCUUAUGACCGAUAUGUUGCAAUCUGCCAUCCUCUGAGCUACCCAAUGAUUAUGAACAAAAGGGUUUUUAUGAAAUUAGCUAUAUCCUCAUGGGCUUUAGGUUUCGUGGUUGCCACUCUGCAAACAUCAUGGGUUUUUAGUUUUCCUUUUUGUGGCCCCAAUGAAAUUAAUCAUCUUUCUUGUGAAACCCCUCCAGUGCUAGAACUUGCAUGUGCUGACACCUUCUUGUUUGAAAUGUAUGCGUUUACAGGCACUAUUUUAAUUGUCGUGGUCCCUUUCUUGCUGAUACUCUUGUCCUAUAUUCGAAUCCUCUUUGCCAUCCUGAAGAUGCCAUCAACCACUGGGAGGCAAAAGGCGUUUUCCACCUGUGCCUCUCAUCUCACAUCUGUGACCCUCUUCUAUGGCACAGCCAAUAUGACAUAUUUACAACCCAAAGCCAGCUACUCACCAGAAACCAAGAAACUGAUGUCAUUGGCUUACUCAAUGCUUACCCCUCUGCUGAAUCCACUGAUCUACAGCUUGCGAAACACUGAGAUGAAAAGAGCCUUGAUGAAAUUAUGGCAAAGAAAAAUGGUUUUACACAUAGUCUGACUGUUGAAAAAUCACGUGCUAUUUGGCCACUGCCCAACUGUCCUCUAUUUAAAUUUAAUAAAUGGUGUAAACAGAUUGCCUUCUUAGUAUGUCCAAAAACAAAACCCACUGCUGUUGAGUGGAUUUCGACUCAAAGAGACCCUAGAGGACACAGUAGAACUGCUCCAUAGGAUUUAUACGGAGUGACUGGUGGAUUCAAACUGCUGGCCUUUUCGUUGGCAGCAGAGCUCUUAACCACCGCACCACCAGGACUUCUUCGUGGUAUGAGUAUGUUUAAUUUGUUGAGUUCCUCAAGUCUGAUAACAUAUAAGGGGUAUUCCCCCUCUUUCAAUAAUAAAUUGUGGCCAUUCCUUUUCAUAGACAUAUAAUUUUCAUAUGUUGUUGUUUUAAUCAUUAGUUGUCAUGGAGUAGGCUCUGGCACAUGGCAACCUUAUGUAUGACAGAAUGAAACCUUGUCCCAUUCUGUGCCACCUCUGUGAUAGUUGAUAUGCUUGAGCCCAUUGUGUGGCUAUUGUGUAAUGUCUUUUAACCUAGGGCACUCAUCUUUCACCAUUAUGUCAGACAAUGUUCUAUUGCUAUCCAUAAGAUUUUCAUUUGUUAAUUUUUGGAAGUAGAUCACCAGACCUUUCUUUCUGGUCUGUCUUGGUCUAGAGCUCCACUGAGACCUGUCCACCUUGGGUAACCCUGCAGGUAUGUAAAAUACUGGUGGUAUAGCUUCCAGCAUCAUAGCACAGAAGCCACCACAGUAUGACAGACUGACAGAUGGGUGGUGGUAGCAUAUGAUACAACAGUUUAUUCACGCUUUCAUUUUUACGGACAUCCAGGUUGUUACUAGAGUGUUGCCAUUAGACAGUGCUUCAAUAAACACCUAGUUGCUUAUGUUCAUAUGUCCUGAUGCAUUUUAAUUCUAUAUGAUAGAUUUCUCAAAGUGAUACAUAUGGGGCAAUGAGUACAUGUGCUUAUAAAUUUUGGUGGCUAUUGGAGAAUUCUUUUUCAAAAUGAAUGUAAGUAGUCCAGACUUACCUGAUGACCCAUUCAGUUUCACUAACUGGAUAGAACUUCAAGAGACCUACAAACAGAGAUAAGGCUUUUACUUCUAGAGUGAAAAUCUGUUUCAUAAAUGAAUAAAAAUGUGCAGCUAUUUUUUGGGGGGAUGACCAAACUGGUUCUCAUUAAUGGACUUACACAGAUUAUAACCCAAAACUGUAUUUCUCUGUGUACGUGCCAAAUAUUCAUCCAAUAUUAGUGAGCAGAGAACAAAUAAGAACUUUCUCGAAAUCUCACUUGAUACUUGUCAAUGGAUUGAAUUAUGUCCCCCCAAAAAUGUGUGUAUCAAUUUGGGUGGGCCAUGAUUCCCAGUAUUGUGUGAUUGUCCUCCAUUUUGUGAUUGUAAUUUUAUGUCAAAGAGGAUUAGGGUGGAAUUGUAACACCCUUACUAAGGUCACAACCCUGAUCCAAAGUAAAGGGAGUUUCCCCAGGCUGUGGCCUGCACCACCUUUUAUCUUACAAGAGACAAAAGGAAAAGGAUGCAAGCAGAGAGUGGGGACCUCAUACCACCAAGGAAGCAGUGCUGGGAGCAGAGUGCAUCCUUUGGACCAGGGUCUCUGUGCAGAGAUUUGCCCAGACCAAGAGAAGAAUGAUGCAUCACAAGGACCUUCUUCCAGAGCUGACAGAGAGACAAAGCCUUUCCCUGGAGCUGACACCCUGAAUUUGGACUUCUAGCCUACUAAGCUGUGAGAAAAUAAAUUUCCCUUUGUUAAAGCCAUCCACCUGUGAUAUUUGUUAUAGCAGCACUAGAUGACUAAGACAAUAGUAAUGUUGUUUUUUUCCGUGUAUAGACUAUUGUUUUUGGAGACUUUCAUCUAAUUAUCCUUUGUAGGCCCAAAAUUCCCCAAACACAUCCUAAACAAUGAAUGAUUCUUUUUCUGCCUUCCUUUGGUCCUUUUUUUCUUCCUCUUUCCCUCCCUCCUUCCUGUCUUUCCUUCCUUCUUUUCGUGGGAAGCAAAUGUGAUUAACUGAUUGUUAUUUUCUGUGGUCCUUGAAUUACAACACUACUUGCACAACCUUUCCCAAAAUGAAUAACUUCAAAUCUUGCAACAUUUGGAACAUUUCAUGCUUGUUAACUAUUUUAAUA